AAGCAGAUUUCAUCAUGAAAAAUGUGCUAGCUGUAGUUAAAAAUGAGCUUUCGUUGGUCUUGCAAACUGCAGGAUAAAACCCAUGCUUUGGUAUAGAAGUAAACGCAGAUUGAGCUGAUUCACAUUAAAUUUUAUUGUUCGCUUAACAAAUGCAGCUUAUUCGUCAGCCCGACUCAACCGAUCAAAGAGUGUUUUGAUUUGUGAGAUCACAGUACCUGUCAUAUACGUACUAUAACAUUCACCAGUGCAUCAUUAGUAUUGUACUACAGAAUUCGGCUUGCAAAAUGCGGGGAGUAGCUUUCUCGUGUUUUUCAUUGUGCCGUGCUGCAGAUCCUUUGAUGGCACGAUGUUUUCCAAAAUACAGUAUUUAUUUACAGUCCAGUAGCUUUGGAACUUGGUUGAACAGCUCGGAUGGAGUGCAUUCUGGACACCAUGGACGAACGACUUCACGGCAUCUACUGUCGCGACAUCCACCUGGAUGUUUACAGAACCACUUGUCAACCUCCACCGUCAUCGCACAAAAAGACCAGAGCGGGGCUGCGAACUCAUAUUCUUCGGGCUCUUCGGAGAAGAACGGGAAAAAUCUAAAAGGACCAGGCGGAGAAACCGCCUCCGAAGUACUGCGAGAAGUGGAUGAUCGUGCAUUGCCUCAUUUCAAAGAAAUGGAAACAAUCGCUGGCACAAGAAAUAAUCCGUUUCCCGAACCGGGCAGCCUUAUUCCCAAAAACAUUCCACAGAUUGGAGAAGAAACGCUGCCCCACCCGAUUUGGACGGCGCAGCAGCUGGAGGAUGUGCGAAUAGCCCAUAAAAAGCCGAGUGGGGUGGUUGAUUGGAUGGCAUAUCUGUCUGUGCAUAUGUGCAGAUUCGGUUUUGAUCUGCUGUCGGGAUACACAUUCGGAACGUUAAACGAAAAGAACUGGCUGCGCCGGUUAAUUUAUCUGGAGAAUAUUGCUGGUGUUCCUGGCAUGAUGGGAGCAAUGGUGCGACAUUUAAAAUCAUUGCGAACUAUGAAACGGGAUUACGGUUGGAUUCAUACUUUGCUGGAGGAAGCCGAAAACGAAAGAAUGCAUUUGAUGGUUGUCCUGGAAAUGAAGCAACCUGGCCCGCUUUUCCGUUUCGGCGUGACAGCUUCUCAAGGAGUAUACGUUAACAUUUUCUUCUUACUGUAUUUGGUCAGCCCACGUUUUUGCCAUCGAUUUGUCGGAUAUUUGGAAGAAGAGGCUGUUAAAACUUACACUCGCUUGCUGGAGGACAUCGAUGCCGGAAAAAUUCCCGAAUGGAAUAAUAAGCCGGCUACUGGAAUUGCGAAACGUUAUUGGAAGUUACCGGAUAAUGCUACAAUAAGAGACAUGUUUGCUGCAAUCCGAGCGGACGAAGCUCAUCAUCGCUUGGUGAACCACACUCUCAGCAGCAUGCAACAGGAUCAGUACAAUCCUUUCAAAGCUGGGCACUAAUUUAUGCGUUAUGGAUGGAGAUAUUGCACACAUUUUCUGUCAUUCUAUUUGCAUAUUAACUGUUCUUUGUGAAUAUGUGAUGUUCAGAGUUGCACCCGUAAGUUAUUAUGAUGACGUUUGCGAUAAUUAAUUUGUUUUGGUAGUGUUGGUUUGUGUCUCCUGUGCUCUAAAAAUUUUAGUCUACAUAAAGGUUUUGCGAGGAUUUGUUCCACUCCGUUGUAGUUGUGGCGCAAGUGGUUUAUGAAGUUUACAACGCUGUUUCAGUAAAGUGUAAAUCAUGG
Messenger RNA from Paramacrobiotus metropolitanus, 1735 nucleotides. Its product is annotated as alternative oxidase, mitochondrial-like. The record is from RefSeq and is a predicted model, not a curated record. Gene Ontology annotation, molecular function: alternative oxidase activity. The transcript is spliced from 7 exons. Gene Ontology annotation, cellular component: mitochondrion. NCBI's taxonomy places the organism in Eukaryota, Metazoa, Tardigrada, Eutardigrada, Parachela, Macrobiotidae. Bases 285 to 1454 code for a protein of 389 amino acids. Gene Ontology annotation, biological process: alternative respiration.